This is a messenger RNA of Caenorhabditis elegans, 987 nucleotides long. RefSeq names its product G-protein coupled receptors family 1 profile domain-containing protein (gene srv-24). The record is from RefSeq and is marked reviewed. Gene Ontology annotation, cellular component: membrane. The transcript is spliced from 8 exons. Bases 1 to 987 code for a protein of 328 amino acids. Lineage: Eukaryota; Metazoa; Nematoda; Chromadorea; Rhabditida; Rhabditidae. Gene Ontology annotation, biological process: G protein-coupled receptor signaling pathway; signal transduction. Gene Ontology annotation, molecular function: G protein-coupled receptor activity.
AUGAACGUGUUCUACAUAAUGUCAGCUGCAUCACUUCCAUUAUAUUUUAUGGUUUUUGGAUGUCUUUUGAGACUUCGAUGUGUUUCUAGAUCUUAUAAUACUACUUUUUACUCGAUUUUAUUGCAACAUUGCAUCGUUGAUAUUAUUGCAAUGACAUUUUCAAUUCUGAAUACAGGAUUACGGAACAUAUUAGUGAUUCGACAAUUUAUGUUCAACUAUCAGGAUUAUUAUCUCGCAGCAGCCAGCUACAAUUCUGUCUACUAUUUUCUCUACAUUAGAUGUACAGGAAUUAUAUUUUUAUCUCUACAGAGAUAUCUCAUUAUCACUGCACCAACUUCUAUGCUUACCCAGAAGGUUCAAUUUGCAUCUAAAUUUCAAAUCAUUUCAAUUUAUUGGGGUGUUCCUACUCUAAUUAGUUUAGUAGUGUUGAAGGAUACAAACUUCAAAUAUGACAGCUUGGAAAGUAUGUCAAUAAUUGCGGAGCAAGAAGUCAUCAAGAGAAACACACUGAUGGCACUUAUAGUUGUGAGCCUGACUUGUAUUUUGUGCUCAUUGGCAUAUGGAGCUCUUUUCUAUUAUAUCCGGAAACAUACUGCCGGACUUUCAAGGUCACUACGGCGAGAAGUUCAUUUGGCAUUUCAAGUAUUUGUAUUGCUUCUGGCAUUUUUUGUUAUACUGGUUUACUAUGCAUUUCAAAAUUACUUUUCGCAAACGCACAAUACAGGACCAAUCUUCUACAUGCGUGCUCUAUAUCCAGUUGCCAAUGGCCUUCUCUCCUAUAUCAACCCAUUUUGCAUACUAUUUCUGAACAAAGAUCUCGCUCGUCAAGUCAUACGGUCAAUGACUUGUCAUAAGUACAAAGUGAGUGAAGCUCAAGUAUCUGGAAUUGCUUCGACAUCUACAAAACACCAAGGUUCACAUCGAAAAGGUCUAAUAGGAUCAAGAAAAAGAGAGGAACCAAAAGAAUCUAAUCAAGUUUUGUUUUGA